UUACUUCAGGCCCAGGAGUGUCCAUCCGUUGAUCUCAUUUGGAAGAUCUCUUCAUCGCUUUUGAUUAAAAAGUUGUUGCCAUCACUUCUCAACUAUUUAUCUCCAGUUGUUUCAACUGACACCAAGAGUGCAAUACAAAUAUUAUCAACAAUCAGACAAUUAGUGCCAUUAGUUGUGUUUCUAAACAAAUCUAACGACUUCUGUGCAAUCAAUCAAUCAUCUCCUUUACCGCCAUCGAGUCCACCGAUAACAACAUCAAGACAUUAUGUGACUGUAGAGAGUGAUCAUCCGUAUAAGUCAGCGACUGUUUGCAAUUAUUUGGUUAAGUUUGCGCCGACAGUAAAGUGGAUGUGCAUAGAAUUUGACAGCCGAUGCGCGACCGCUCAACCGGAAGAUAUACUUCAGAUGUAUAUUCCUGAAUAUCGACUGACAAAGUGUUGGGAGUCAUCAAAAACUACAAAAUAUUACGAUAAUAACAAAAGCUUAUGGCCUGUGCUUAAAAAGUUUUCAGGAAAGUCUAGUAAUUGGCCGACAAAUUCAGUGGUAAUUCCAGGCAAUGAAAUGAUAUUUUCAUUGGAAACGGCAUCCGAUUACGUGAAAGAAGAUAAAAGUCUUUACUAUGGAUUUAGAGCUCAAGUGAUUGGUUACGAAAAUCCGUUAACUGAAGGCUUAUAUUUAGGUCUACAGUAUUUGGAACAGGAGUUGACUUAUUUGUCCGGUAUUUGUAUUAAAACACUUUUGAAGAAAAAUCUCAUUUUCCCACAAAAUCCGAUUGAAUCGGAAGUCAAAUACGAAUCAAUUCUACAGACAUUUGAAGCGCAUUCAAGUUUGUUAAGCAAAGGUUUAGCACUUUCACGAACUAUGACCGCCACUGAAGCUAUCGAUGAUGUCAUACCUGUCGCUAAUGAACAUCCGUUUCUCAAAGAUUUUAUUUGUUUAACUCCCGGUACUUCCGGCGCCCGACUCGCCAAAUGGUUUCAAAGCGAAUCGUUUGUUGAUCCAAAUCAAUGUGAAGUGCACUGUAGUUGUGGUACAGAUCAGGAACUGCAAUGCGGUUGGCCUACUGUUAUCACUGUCAUCACUCGUGACCAAUACGGACAUAUAAUAUUAUGACUGGAAUCAGGAAAAGGCUGUCUCGUCAACGGCCUAUUCACGUGAAUAACUCA
Oppia nitens is the source of this 1166-nucleotide messenger RNA. RefSeq names its product E3 ubiquitin-protein ligase MYCBP2-like. Gene Ontology annotation, cellular component: nucleus. Bases 349 to 1113 code for a protein of 254 amino acids. The record is from RefSeq and is a predicted model, not a curated record. Lineage: Eukaryota; Metazoa; Arthropoda; Arachnida; Sarcoptiformes; Oppiidae. The transcript has 2 exons.